AGAUCUCUAUUUACUUCCCAUCGUUUCGCAUGGAGCAUGCAUGUGUACCGUACGGUGCACGUACACCACACAACUCUUUUCAUAAAAGCCCUCUAUCUUUCCACAAACAUCCGAUUAGAGUAGCAACAAUAGAGAUCAAACGUAACUCACAAAAUGUUCUCGUUUCUCAUCCCAGUUGUACAGCUUUUUCAGGUGGUUAUCGCUGGCGCAGCAUCUGUAGUCUUCUUGCUGUUCGCCGGUAUAACCUUCGGUGCCUCAAUUGUGGGACUAACCAUAGCCACACCGCUUUUUGUCAUCUUCAGUCCGAUUCUCGUACCAGCCACUAUAGCCACUACUCUCGUAGUCGGAGGGGCUACGGCUACAGUUGCCCUCGGAGUGACGGCAUUUGCUCUCAUAUUUUGGCUCUUUAAACAUAGGAUUGGAGUAAAACCGAAGAACAAUCCAGCUCCGAAAGGAGCCCCAACCAAAGCAGAUCAACCGGGGGCGUCGGAAGGAGCGUCUGGAGAUAAACCGGGAGAAAUGUCAGGAGCAGGAGGACUGUCGGGAGAUAAAUCAGGAGGAGCGCCUGGAGAUAAACGGGGAGAAAUGUCAGGAGAUAAACCGGGAGGAGCGUCAGGAGGAGGACCUGGAGGGGCGUCGGGAGGAGUGUCAGGAGGAGCGCCUGGAGGAGCGUCGGGAGGACCUGGAGGGGCGUCCGGAGGAGAGCCUGGAGGAGCGUCGGGAGGAGCGCCUGGAGGAGCAUCGGGAGGAGCGUCGGGAGAUAAACCCGGGGGAGCGUCGGGAGAUAAACCGGGGGAAACGCCAGGACAUAAACCGGCGGGAGCGCGAGGAGGUAAACGGCUUGCGUGGUGGUAAGGAUGAUCAUAUGGAGCAACUUGAAACUUAAUUAUUUGGUUUCAUAAAUUAAACCUCAUGUAUCCAUCUCUUUUUAGUAAAUAUUAAUUACCGUAGAAGAAAUUACAUGAUUCAAAUAUCAUUUCUAUUAAUGUAUAACAUGGUACAAAGAAACUAUGAAACAAUGCUUUGUUUAAAUGAAGUAAUUCAUCGGUACUAUAGCAUAUGUACAUAUA
This is a messenger RNA of Arabidopsis lyrata subsp. lyrata, 1070 nucleotides long. Its product is annotated as oleosin GRP-17. Gene Ontology annotation, biological process: lipid storage; sexual reproduction. Bases 154 to 855 code for a protein of 233 amino acids. Gene Ontology annotation, cellular component: extracellular region; monolayer-surrounded lipid storage body; membrane. Lineage: Eukaryota; Viridiplantae; Streptophyta; Magnoliopsida; Brassicales; Brassicaceae. The transcript is spliced from 2 exons. The record is from RefSeq and is a predicted model, not a curated record.